Molecule: messenger RNA, 1491 nt
Organism: Lodderomyces parapsilosis
Lineage: Eukaryota; Fungi; Ascomycota; Pichiomycetes; Serinales; Debaryomycetaceae
Gene: CYS4
Product: cystathionine beta-synthase
Exons: 1
Coding region: 1-1491 (496 amino acids)
Cellular component (GO): cytoplasm
Molecular function (GO): cysteine synthase activity; cystathionine beta-synthase activity
Source: RefSeq, a predicted model, not a curated record
AUGUCUAACCCUACUCCUCCUCCUUCAUUAAAUAACGAUAUCUUGGAACUCAUUGGAAACACUCCUUUAGUCAAACUAAACAGGAUUCCCCAAUCAUUGGGUAUCAAAGCAAAAGUGUAUGCGAAAGUUGAGUUGUUCAACGCUGGUGGUUCAAUCAAAGAUAGAAUCGCUAAAAAUAUGGUUCUCGAAGCUGAAAAACAAGGAAGAAUCAAGCCUGGCUACACUUUGAUUGAACCAACUUCAGGUAAUACAGGUAUUGGUUUAGCGUUGGUUGGUGCUGUGAGAGGAUACAGAACCAUUAUCACUUUGCCUGAAAAGAUGUCUAACGAGAAAGUUUCUGUUUUGAAAGCAUUAGGAGCAGAAAUUAUUAGAACUCCAACUGAGGCCGCAUUUGAUGACCCAGAAUCGCAUAUUGGGGUUGCUAGAAAAUUGGAAAAAGAAAUCCCCAACUCAGUUAUUUUGGAUCAAUACUCAAACGAAGCUAACCCUGAUGCUCACUAUUAUGGUACCGGUUAUGAAAUUUGGGAACAAACUGGGGGUAAGAUAACCCAUUUGGUUGCUGGUGCUGGUACCGGUGGUACCAUUUCUGGUAUGUCCAAGUAUUUAAAGGAAAAGAACCCAAAAGUCAAAGUCACCGGUGCUGAUCCAAAAGGUUCCAUUUUAGCGGAGCCAGCAAGUUUGAAUGAUAGUACUGAAGGAUAUUUGGUUGAAGGUAUUGGUUACGACUUUGUUCCUGAGGUGUUAAACAGAAAGUAUGUUGACAAUUGGAUUAAAACUGAUGACGCCGAAUCUUUUAAAUUGGCAAGAAGGAUUAUCAGAGAGGAAGGUAUCUUAGUUGGGGGUUCUUCCGGCUCUGCACUCCAGGCUGCUUUGUUAGUAGCCAAAGACUUGACCGAGGAUGAUGUUGUUGUUGUCGUGUUCCCAGAUUCCAUUAGAUCCUACUUGACGAAGUUUGCUGAUGACGAAUGGUUAAAGUCUAAUGGAUUCGCUGUUGAAGAAGAUGAAGCCACAAACAAGACUGACGAGUUUUUGAAUAAUAAAACCAUCAAGGAUUUGGUUGCCGAUAAGCCGCCCGUUGUCACCGUUACACUUGCUGACACAGUUGCCAAAACAUUUGACCUUUUGCAAUCAAAUGGUUUUGAUCAAUUACCAGUUUUGAACAAAUCGGGUCAAUUAGUGGGGUUGAUCACCUUGUCAAAGAUUUUGAAAUCUUUAUCUACAAAAAACAUUCAAUUGACAAACUCAAUCAGUUCAAUCAUUAUAGAUUUUAGAAAAUUGGCCGAUUUUGAAAAAUCGAAGUCAAUAAAUAAAGAGUCUGGAUUUACAAAGAGAAAUUACGACAUCAUAACAUUGGACACUAAAUUAAGUGUAUUGAACAAGUUUUUCGAAACAAACUCCAAUGCCAUCAUUACUGAUAAGGACUUGAAACCAGUUCAAAUUGUAACCAAAGUUGAUUUGCUUUCUUAUUUGACUAAGAAUCUUUCUUUUUAA